CUCGUAGUCAUCAAACCAGUCGCUCAGAAUCAUCAUCUCCGCGAGGCUCGAUCCGAAAUCAGCUACCAACAUCCUCCAGCGAAGCCGGGUGCCUUGUCCUAAGGACGAGGCAGCCGCAGCAUCUGCCAAAAUUCCACCCACGUCUCGGAAACGCUCCUUUGAUAAUAUUUCUACCUCCACGCACAUCGAGGCCACUCGGAAGGCAAGCAAGACGAGUCACAAACAGGACGGCGCGUUGCUGGCGGAGGUUGAGGCCGCUCCGACCCCACAAUCUCUGGCUUCCGAUAAAGGCCGUGCAAUGGACUCGGACGACGAGGUGAUGAGCGUAGGCGGCUCCUCUGGAGACGAUUUCGGUGCAGACGACAGCAGUGUCGACUUUGGGGCAGCAGAUUCGGACGUCGAGAUUGAGGAUGACUUCCAAGACGAUGGCGCAUUCGAGGCGCAAGAGAAAGACCUGAAGCGCGAGAAGAAGGCAUAUGAGGUCGAUUUCAAGGUUUACAGUCCGCAAGACAUUCAGGCACAGCAGGACCGACAGGUUUCGGAAGUCGCGAACCUGCUGGAACAGCCGCACGAGGCCACCGCGAUCCUGCUACGGUAUGGGCGAUGGAAUAAAGAGCGCGUUAUUGAGCAGUACAUGGACAACCAGGAAGAAGUGCUUGAAAAGGCAGGCCUAGGGCAAGAUCUACAGCGAGAUCCACCCCGGAUUGAGACGAUUGACGGCUUUGCUUGCGAUAUUUGCUGCGAGGAUGAGGCCGGUCUAGAGAGCUUUGCUAUGAGGUGUGGCCAUCGCUUCUGUGUGAACUGCUACAGACAGUAUUUGGCCCAAAAGAUUCGGGAAGAAGGGGAAGCUGCGCGGAUCAAGUGCCCGGGCGAUGGCUGCAAUAACAUCGUGGACGCCAAGAGCCUUGAUCUGCUGGUGACGGCAGAUUUGACUGACCGGUAUCACGAGCUUCUCAUGCGCACAUAUGUCGACGACAAGGACAACCUGAAGUGGUGCCCGGCGCCAGAGUGCAUCUAUGCUGUGGAGUGCGGUGUGAAACAGCGCGAUCUCAAGCGGAUAGUGCCUACCGUUCACUGCGACUGCAAGCACAGCUUCUGCUUCGGUUGCACCUUACCCGACCAUCAGCCAUGCCCGUGCUCGCUCGUCAAGAAGUGGCUGAAGAAGUGCGAGGACGACAGCGAGACCGCGAAUUGGAUAUCAGCCAAUACGAAGGAAUGCCCAAAGUGCUCGUCAACUAUCGAGAAGAACGGCGGCUGCAAUCACAUGACGUGCAGAAAGUGCAGGAACGAAUUCUGCUGGAUAUGUAUGGGUCUGUGGUCGGAGCACGGCACCUCUUGGUACAAUUGCAAUCGUUUCGAGGAGAAGAGUGGCUCCGAUGCUAGAGAUGCGCAGGCAAAGAGCCGUCAGUCGCUCGAGCGGUAUCUGCACUACUAUAAUCGAUACGCCAAUCAUGAACAGUCAGCUCGCCUCGACAAGGACAUCUACCAUAAGACGGAGAAGAAGAUGCAGCUCCUUCAAAACCAAUCAGGUCUUUCUUGGAUCGAGGUGCAAUUUCUUGAGCAGGCCUCGCACGCGCUUCAGCAAUGCAGACAAACUCUUAAGUGGACAUAUGCCUUCGCAUACUAUCUGGCCCGCAACAACCUGACGGAGAUCUUUGAAGACAACCAAAAGGAUCUCGAAAUGGCAGUUGAGAACCUUUCCGAGAUGUUUGAGAAGCCUACAGAACAGCUAGCAGGUCUCAAAGUCGAAAUGAUGGAUAAGACGGCCUACUGCAACCGGCGUAGGCAGAUUUUGCUGGCAGAUACGGCGGAAGGUUUGAAAGCAGACAACUGGCAAUUUAACGUCGAACUCCAGUGAGCCGCUCGCUCGAUCCAACAGCCCUCGAGCGAAAGUCAAGCUCUCAGUCCGCAUGAUUUCGCAGAGCGACCACCCUCAUAAUUAUUGCGAAUGCGGCCGAGCCCCCCAUGACAGACGAUGCUACGAUUCAGUUUCUUAUGUAUCAUUUGGGAAUUGGGACACGAUGCGAGGCAUGGGAACGAGGAAUUUGACAUUUUGGCGUGGCGUGGCGCGAACGAGCCCGACUGACGGAUGAUUCAUAGUUGGUUGCUCGCUCGCUUGCUUCUUUCCUCUUUCUCGACUACAAUCAUGCCGCAUGGUCUGGGGCGAGGCGAGGCCUUAGUUGUGCAGUCAAGUAGGAGCGAGGCGCUUAGCGAGUUGUAUGAAAUGUAGAUCAUAACUGCCAAUGUUAUUAUACAGAGC
Molecule: messenger RNA, 2260 nt
Organism: Pseudocercospora fijiensis CIRAD86
Lineage: Eukaryota; Fungi; Ascomycota; Dothideomycetes; Mycosphaerellales; Mycosphaerellaceae
Exons: 4
Coding region: 299-1858 (519 amino acids)
Biological process (GO): positive regulation of proteasomal ubiquitin-dependent protein catabolic process; protein polyubiquitination; ubiquitin-dependent protein catabolic process
Cellular component (GO): ubiquitin ligase complex; cytoplasm
Molecular function (GO): ubiquitin conjugating enzyme binding; ubiquitin protein ligase activity; zinc ion binding
Source: RefSeq, a predicted model, not a curated record